AUGGGGUUAUGGCGCAAAGCAUUAACGUCUAUGAAUGCGACGCUCCUGAGUUCGAAGCAAUCACUCGGUCUCCAGCUCAAACUGCAGCCGGAAAAGGAUAUUUUUCUGUUUAAUGCAAAGGAUUCAGUAGCUAACUGGACCGCAUCUAGUGAUCGAUCAAUUGGAGGACUAUCGGAGUGCCGGUGGGGAUAUUAUAGCGGUGUAGCAGAAAAGAAAAAAAGAGAAGAAGAGGAAAAAGCAUCGGUGCAGCUUAUUCAUAAAGUGAACAAUCAGGACAAUGUCUCAUCUGCGGUAUUUGCUGGAAGGUUGAGUAUGGAUUGCCAACCAACGGAAGUGGGUGUGAUUCGAAGCGGCUACUGCGCGGUGCGGGCUUCUGUUCCGCCGGAGCUGCUGUUGCACGGCUACGAAGGGAUUGCAAUGCGAGUUAUGACGGAUGGCCGCGAGUACCGCAUGAAUGUGCAAAUGGAGAGUUGGAACCCAUUUAACUUGUAUAUGGGUUUUAUCCGCACGCCGCCGAAUGAGUGGGUAGAUGUUAAUCUGCCAUUUCGUGACUUCUUGCUAACAGCUAAGGGCUAUGUAAAGAUUGACGACGAAACAGAGCUUGAUCCGUCUAAGCUGAAAAGUGUGGGCUUUGCUAUUGCUGACCAAAAGGAAGGCGAUUUUGAGAUGCGUAUUCAAUGGAUAAAGGCAGUGGUGUCACAGUUAGGGUCUUUGGACAAGGACGAAUACAACGAUGACGAUGAGAACGACUGCAGCAAUAACUCCAAGAAGAGUAGGGACUAUUUUAAAAAGCCUGCAGAUUUGGUCAUUUAA
This is a messenger RNA of Peronospora belbahrii, 813 nucleotides long. NCBI's taxonomy places the organism in Eukaryota, Oomycota, Peronosporomycetes, Peronosporales, Peronosporaceae. The record is from the annotation of a GenBank genome assembly.